Molecule: messenger RNA, 1548 nt
Organism: Cucumis melo (muskmelon)
Lineage: Eukaryota; Viridiplantae; Streptophyta; Magnoliopsida; Cucurbitales; Cucurbitaceae
Product: anthranilate synthase beta subunit 2, chloroplastic-like
Exons: 9
Coding region: 542-1372 (276 amino acids)
Biological process (GO): L-tryptophan biosynthetic process
Cellular component (GO): cytosol
Source: RefSeq, a predicted model, not a curated record
GAAAGUGGACAGAAAAGGUAAGUAUUAAUUUAGGAGACUUUUAAAAAAGAGGUUGGUUAGUUUUUUUAAAUUGACGUCAUUAAAAUUUUUGAAAAUUUGAAUUUUUAUCAAAUUAAUUAAUUCAAAGUGUUCUUAAUAAGAACUUUUAAAAAAGAAAAAAGGAAAAACGGAAAGACAAACGAUUUCUUCACCGUCGGCGAACAAUCCAUCUUUCGUUCUACACCUUGUAUCAGCCGCCAAACACCCCAGCCCUGCCGGCGUUUUCAUCGCGGCGACCACGGACAGCCGUAAAAUAGGCGGCGGCAGGCGGUGACCACGCGAACCCCUAGCCAGCGAUCAGCGGCGCGUACGAACACGCACGGAAUCCUUGCGCAAGGGCGUGCAACUCACCCAUUAACGAGAGGACGCGGCAAUAACGCGAUUCGGUCGUGGCGUCGAAUUUUCCGGUUGGUCCUGUCCAGAAACAGCCAGGGUCUUUGUCGACGGUGACCUACACAGCAGAUUCGUCGAUUCUGUUUGAAACCAUCAUUUUCUUGUGGACAUGGUUGCCAUUGCACCAUCUUCUGCAUCUUUUUCUCUCCCCAAAAGUUUGAUGUUCUCUAAAACAUCAAAAGGCACCUGUAGAACUGGCAUAUAUGUGCCCUCAGAUAUUCGCUUGGCUGCCAGGAGUCCAAAAAGUUUUGUAUUGAAUGCCUCAGUUUCAGUCAACGAGUCAAAUUCAAGGACCUCAAGUUUGAACAAGAAGACCCAGAAUCCGAUAAUUGUCAUUGACAACUAUGAUAGCUUCACCUACAAUCUUUGUCAGUAUGUGGGGGAGCUGGGAUGUCAUUUUGAGGUCUAUCGAAAUGAUGAUUUGACUGUGGAUGAGUUACGAAGGAAAAACCCACGAGGAAUCCUAAUAUCCCCAGGGCCAGGUGCACCUCAGGAUUCUGGGAUCUCGUUGCAAACUGUUUUGGAACUUGGACCUACUAUUCCUCUCUUUGGUGUCUGCAUGGGUUUGCAGUGCAUUGGAGAGGCUUUUGGAGGGAAAAUUGUUCGUUCCCCUUAUGGGGUUGUCCAUGGAAAAAGCUCUCCUGUUUACUACGAUGAAAAGGGUGAAGAAGGGCUUUUAUCUGGGUUAUCAAAUCCUUUCACUGCUGGUCGAUACCAUAGCCUGGUCAUUGACAAGGAAACUUUUCCCUCUGAUGAACUGGAAGUUACAGCAUGGACUGAAGACGGAUUGAUAAUGGCCGCUCGCCACAAUAAAUACCGACAUUUACAGGGAGUUCAGUUUCAUCCUGAAAGUAUUAUAACAAAAGAGGGAAUGUCGAUCGUUCGCAACUUCGUAAAAUUGAUAGAGAAGAAAGAGAGGGAGGUUGAGCUUCAUUCAUAAGGCUCAAUUUCUCAUCCCGAGACUGCCUUCAUCUUUUUAACCCUUUUCAAAUUACGCCUUACCAAGUCCAUUUCACUUCCCCAGCAAUCAUUAUUCUGUAAUUGUAUUUCAACAUGUUAUUUUAUUUUCACCUUAACCUACAAAUGGCUGAUAUGAGCUUAAGCUCAUUUGACGAA